This is a messenger RNA of Mytilus trossulus (common blue mussel), 438 nucleotides long. RefSeq lists its product as uncharacterized. The record is from RefSeq and is a predicted model, not a curated record. Lineage: Eukaryota; Metazoa; Mollusca; Bivalvia; Mytilida; Mytilidae. Bases 1 to 438 code for a protein of 145 amino acids. The transcript has a single exon.
AUGGUACAGUUGUUUUAUUACGAAAGCAGAGGAAAAUGUUGUCGGAAAGUUUUCAGUUACCAUGGUUAUCCAGCAAAAGUUUUGUUAUUUCCCUAUGAAGGAUGGGCACAACCUGCUUUAGUCUCGUACUGGAUCUUAAAAACAUACUUUUGGAGUCGCAGCAAAUGCAAAAUUGUAGAAGUUACGGGGUCAACAAGGAGAACAACUAAAGGAAAAAUGACAGACAAAGGCAAAGAUGCGAUGUUAAUCACCGGACGAUUCAAGGAUGCUAAAAAUCCAGAUUUCCGGAUGACAUUAACAAGCAAUGUCAGCAAUGCAGACUUUCAGCAAGGAUAUUGUGUCACGGGAACUCUUGAAAGGGGAGACAAACGUAAAAGUGAAUACCAGCUAACACAUUAUGCUAUGGUUAGAAGAAAAGGCUAUGACGAGAAAUCUUAA